This is a messenger RNA of Nerophis ophidion (straightnose pipefish), 3562 nucleotides long. Its product is annotated as acetylcholine receptor subunit alpha. Gene Ontology annotation, molecular function: transmembrane signaling receptor activity; acetylcholine-gated monoatomic cation-selective channel activity. NCBI's taxonomy places the organism in Eukaryota, Metazoa, Chordata, Actinopteri, Syngnathiformes, Syngnathidae. The coding region runs from base 204 to 1562 and encodes 452 amino acids. Gene Ontology annotation, cellular component: postsynaptic membrane; synapse; neuron projection. Gene Ontology annotation, biological process: regulation of membrane potential; chemical synaptic transmission; signal transduction. The transcript has 9 exons. The record is from RefSeq and is a predicted model, not a curated record.
AAUGUGUGCCUCUCCAGUGACCAGCGUCCGCCGCCAUGCUCUGACAUCCGCUGUGGGACCACGGCAACAAAACUGACCGAGUACUGACCGUGUUCUCCCGCGGCUCACUGGAGGAAUGUUUUAGGCGGGUGGAACCUUUGCAACCCUCCAGUGGUCAAGGAGCCGGAUCUGACUUUUUAGGCGGACUUGAUUGGUUGUCAACAAUGUUGUCUCUCACUUUUCACCUGGCCGUCCUGAUAGCUGCCGCCUGGGCUUCCAGCGAUGAGACCCGCCUGGUCAAAAGCCUCUUCACCGGCUACAAUAAGGUGGUGCGGCCCGUCAAUCACUUCAGCGACCCGGUGGUGGUGACGGUGGGCCUGCAGCUCAUCCAGCUGAUCAGCGUGGACGAAGUCAACCAGAUUGUCAACAGCAACGUGCGCCUCAAACAGCAAUGGAAAGACGUGAACUUGCAGUGGAACCCUGAGGACUAUGGCGGCAUCAGAAAGAUCAGAAUUCCCUCCACUGACAUUUGGCGCCCAGACCUGGUGCUCUACAACAACGCCGACGGGGACUUUGCCAUCGUGCACGAGACCAAAGUGCUGCUGGAGCACACGGGGCUCAUCACGUGGAACCCUCCUGCCAUCUUCAAGAGCUACUGCGAGAUCAUCGUGCUGCACUUCCCCUUCGACCUGCAGAACUGCAGCAUGAAACUUGGCACCUGGACCUACGACGGGAACCUGGUCGUCGUCAAUCCGGACAGCGAUCGUCCUGAUUUGAGCAACUUCAUGGAGAGUGGGGAGUGGGUGAUGAAGGACUUCCGCAGCUGGAAGCACUGGGUGUACUACGCCUGCUGCCCGGACACACCAUACCUGGACAUCACUUACCACUUCCUCAUGCUGCGCCUUCCCCUCUACUUCAUCGUCAACGUCAUCAUUCCAUGCAUGCUCUUCUCCUUCCUCACCGGACUCGUCUUCUACCUGCCGACAGACUCUGGUGAGAAGAUGACCCUCAGCAUCUCCGUCCUGCUUUCCCUGACCGUCUUCCUGCUGGUCAUCGUGGAGCUGAUCCCCUCCACCUCCAGCGCGGUGCCGCUCAUCGGGAAGUACAUGCUCUUCACCAUGGUCUUCGUCAUCGCCUCCAUCAUCAUCACCGUCAUCGUCAUCAACACCCACCACCGUUCCCCGAGCACCCACACCAUGCCCGAGUGGGUGCGCAAGCUUUUCAUCGAAACCAUUCCAAACAUCAUGUUCUUCUCAACAAUGAAGCGCCCCGGGAAGGAAAAGCCCGUGAAGAACAUCUACAGCGGCGACUUCGACAUCUCGGACAUCUCCGGCAACCAAGCCUCCGCCGUCCCCUACCAGUCGCCCAUCACCAAGAACCCUGACGUCCGCAGUGCCAUCGAAGGAGUCAAGUACAUCGCGGAAACCAUGAAGUCAGACGAAGAGUCCAACAAUGCUGCUGAGGAGUGGAAGUUUGUGGCCAUGGUCUUGGACCACAUCCUGCUGUGUGUCUUCAUGGCCGUGUGUCUCAUCGGCACUUUAGGCGUGUUUGCCGGGCGUCUCAUUGAGCUGAGCAUGCUCUAGAUGCCUCCUGCCUCUUCUUGGAAAAUAUUUUACUCAAACAGAGAACAAUGGUAGGUAUGAAAAACACAACCCAUUUUUGUAACCUUCUGAAAUACAAACCCCGUUUCCAUAUGAGUCGGGAAAUUGUGUUAGAUGUAAAUAUAAACAGAAUACAAUGAUUUGCAAAUCCUUUUCAACCCAUAUUCAGUUGAAUAUGCUACAAAGACAACAUAUUUGAUGUUUUUUUCUGCAAUUAAUAAUAAACUUAAAAUUUCAUGGCUGCAACAGGUGCCAAAGUAGUUGGGAAAGGGCAUGUUCACCACUGUGUUACAUCACCUUUUCUUUUAACACUCAAUAAACAUUUGGGAACUGAGGAAACUAAUUGUUGAAGUUUUGAAAUUAGAAUUCUUUCCCAUUUUUGUUUUAUGUAGAGCUUCAGUCUUUCAACAGUCCGGGGUCUCCGCUGUCGUAUUUUAUGCUUCAUAAUGCGCCACACAUUUUCCAUGGGAGACAGGUCUGGACUGCAUGCGGGCCAGGAAAGUACCCGCACUCUUUUUUUUAUGAAGCCACGCUGUUGUAACACAUGCUGAAUGUGGCUUGGCAUUGUCUUUCUGAAAUAAGCAGGGGCGUUCAUGAAAAAGACGGCACUUAGAUGGCAGCAUAUGUUGUUUCAAAACCUGUAUGUACCUUUCAGGAUUAAUGGUGCCUUCACAGAUGUGUAAGUUACCCAUGCCUUGGGCACUAAUGCACCCCCAUACCAUCACAGAUGCUGGCUUUUGACAUUUGCGUCGAUAACAGUCUGGAUGGUUCGCUUCCCCUUUGGUCCAGAUGACACAAUGUCGAAUAUUUCCAAAAACUAUUGGAAAUGUGGACUCGUCAGACCACAGAACACUUUUCCACUUUGCAUCAGUCCAUCUUAGAUGAUCUCAGGCUCAGACAAGCCAGCGGCGUUUCUGGAUGUUGUUGAUAAAUGGCUUUCUCUUUCGCUUUUAAACUUACAGAUGUAGCGACAAACUGUAUUUAGUGACAGUGGUUUUCUGAAGUGUUCCUGAGCCCAUGUGGUGAUAUCCUUUAGAGAUUGAUGUCGGUUUUUGAUACAGUGCCGUCUGAGGGAUGGAAGGUCACGGUCAUUCAAUGUUGGUUUCCGGCCAUGCCGCUUACGUGGAGUGAGUUCUCCAGAUUCUCUGAACCUUUUGAUGAUAUUAUGGAGCGUAGAUGUUGAAAUCCUUGAAUUUCUUGCAAUUGCACUUUGAGAAACGUUGUUCUUAAACUGUUUGACUAUUUGCUCACGCAGUUGUGGACAAAGGGGUGUACCUCGCCCCAUCCUUUCUUGUGAAAGACUGAGCAUUUUUUGGGAAGCUGUUUUUAUAGCCAAUCAUGGCACCCACCUGUUCCCAAUUAGCCUGCACACCUGUGGGAUGUUCCAAAUAAGUGUUUGAUGAGCAUUCCUCAACUUUAUCAGUAUUUAUUGCCACCUUUCCCAACUUCUUUGUCGCGUGUUGCCGGCAUCAAAUUCUAAAGUUAAUGAUUAUUUGCAAUAAAAAAAAUGUUUAUGAGUUUGAACAUCAAAUAUGUUGUCUUUGUAGCAUAUUCAACUGAAUAUGGCUUGAAAAGGAUUUGCAAAUCAUUGUAUUCUGUUUAUAUUUACAUCUAACACAAUUUCCCAACUCACAUGGAAACGGGGUUUGUAUUUAUGUUCUUUAAGUGGAAGGUUUUAUUGGCGACAUCUAGUGGCCAUAAUCAUUAAUUCAAUCAAACUUGUGACUAGAAAUGAUGCGGACACGUUUGUUACUGCUUCCUAAUACAAGACUUUGCAUGUUUAAGUAGUAUGCAACAAUAAUUAUUUUAGACUUUUUUGUUUGGAUGGUUUGUUUUGUUCAAUUUAGGACACUUGUUAGGUGUGUGUGUGUGCUAUUGUGUGCUUAGCUGUUGUGUAUUCGCUAGCUUCUUGUAUCCCAUUGCCUACCCGUGUCUACCUUUUUGUAAAUGGCUUGGCUAAAAUUAAAGAAAAUACCAACUUU